AUGGGCGCGGUGAUUCCGGCUCCAGCGACCCCCGCCCCCGGCAGCCUGGCGGUUGUGUUUCCUGCGGGCGGGCACGCGGUGCACUUGUGGGUGUCGGUUAUUGAAAUUCGGUCACUUUUUUUCUGUCUUUGUGAGGAGAAGUCAGAAGAGGAAAGGCUAGUGACCAGGUGUCUGACAAAUUAUUCUCAGGACCCAGUGACCUUUGAGGAUGUAGCUGUGGAAUUCACCCAGGAGGAGUGGAUUUUGCUGGAUCAAACUCAGAGAAGGCUGUGCAGAGAUGUGAUGCUGGAGAACUACAAGAGUCUGGCUGCAGUAGAUUGGGAGAUUUGUCUUAAUACCAAAUGGUCAGCACCUCAGCAGAAUAUUUUGCAGGGGAAAACACCAAAUGUGGUAGAAAUGGUAAGAUUCUCAGUGUGUAAUUCCUUGUCUUCCACACCAGUGGAAGAUGGGAAAUUCCAUAAGAUAGAAAAGCAACAUGAUAACCAUAACAGACAUUUGGGGCUAGUGUUAUUCGUACCAAACGAAACUGUUUCUCACAGAGUCUCUGAGCAUUAUGAAUUUGACAAACCCUUUAAAUACUCCCCAAGAUAUAUUCACACAGUGUUCACUCAGUAUUUCCAUAUACAUAAUUUAGAUACAGUUUUGGAUAAGUAAUUUCAUCUCAAUCAAUUAUCAACUAAACUCUGUAAAAGUCCCUGUGAAAGUAAAGAAGACUACAACAGAACUUUUUAGCAGAAUGGUUAUUUCAUUCUGCUUGAAAGCACUCAGGUCUGGAACCAUGCAUUGCAUGCAGUGAAAAUGGAAGAAAAAACAAAAAACUUCAGUCAUACUGAUUUGUUUCCUGUGUAGUAGAACAGAAUUCAAGGCAGAGGGGAGGAUCUCUGAAUGUAGUAAAGCUGAAAAACUUUUGUAAGUCAUCAUCAUCUCUUCAUCAAUAGGAGAGAAGCCAUACUGGAGAGGAAUUGUUUAAUUUUAACCAUUGGGAAGAAGCCUUGAGUGAACACUCCUUUAAGAUUUACAGAUUACUCACAUUAGAAAGAAAACUUGUGAGUGCAACCAGUGUGUAAAAGCCUUCACAAAGAACUCUGCCCUUAAUCUAUACAACAAAACCCAUGAUGGAGAAAAGCCUCCUAAGUGUAAUCAGUGUGAAACAGUUUUUAGCCAAAAUCCACAUCUGUUCGUGAGAAAACUUAUACUCGAAAGAAACCCUAUAAAUGCACAGACUGUGGGAAAGGCAUUCCUUCCCACCUUAGAGAAUGUGUAAGAAUUCAGAGUGGAGAAAGGCCACAUACCUUUAAGGAAUGUAGGAAAGCUUUUUCUCAUUCUACAGGCCUUUUUGAGUAUAUGCAAAUGAACAAGAGAAAAAAGUCCUACAAAUCUAAAGAAUGUGGGAAAACCUUUAUUUGAUCUUCUUGUCUUAUUCAUCAUUUAAGAGCUCAAAGUGAACUGAUGCCUAUGGAAUGUAAGAAAUUUGAGAAAGCCUUUCCUUGUUCCCCAAAUCUUGCUAAAUGUAUACGAUUUCCUAUGAGAGAGAGACACACUGUGUUUGCAAGGAGUGUAGUAAAGAGUUUACUUGUUUCCCAGAACUUAAUAUUCACAUGUGAGUUCACACUGGAGAAAAACCAUAUGAGUGUAGUAAAUGUGAGAAAACCUUCACCAGUUCUUCAGGUCUUAUAAAACAUGAACUCACACUGGAGAGAAGCCUUAUGAAUGUAAGGAAUAUGGGAAAGCCUUUAGUAACUCAUCUUGCUUUAAAAGUCACAUGCAAACUCCCUUGAGUAAAACCCUAUAAUUGUAAGCAGUGUGGGAAAGCCUUUAAGAAUUCACAGUAUAGAAAGAACUUUUGAAUGUAAGGAGUAUGGGAAGUCAUUUAGGUAUUCUUUGCACUUUAGUCAACAUAACACAUACUGGAGAGAAGCCAUAUAAAUGUAAAAAGGGUGGGAGAGCCUUCACUGUUUCAUCAGGCCUUACAGUACACAUGAGAACUCACACUGGUGGAUGACCUUUUGAAUGUAAGGACUGUGGGAAAGCCAUUACCCGGUCCACAUACCUUUUUUUUUUUUUUUUUAAGAUUUUAUUUAUUAUUUGUUAGAGCACAAGCAGGGGGAGUAGCAGGCAGAAGGAGAAGCAGGCUCCCUGAUGAGCAAGGAGCCGGAUGCAGGACUCGAUCCCAGAACCCUGGGAUCAUGAUCUGAGCUGAAGGCAGACACUUAGCUGACUGAGCCACCCAGGUGUCCCUCAGUCCACAUACUUUAUUCAACAUUUAAGAACUCACAGUGGGGAAAAGCCAUAUAUAGAUGAGGAAUGUGGGAAAACCUUUUCUACUACUUCAUACCUUAAAGAAUGUAUCAGAUUUCACUCUUGAGAGAAGCUUAUGCUUGCAAAGAAUAUGGGAAAGCCUUUAAUACUUUCUCUUAGAAAACACAUACUAAUUCAUAGUGAAGGCAACCUUAUUAAUGAGGAAUGUAGGAAGCCUUUAGCUCUGCCUUAUACUUUACUACUCAGCUCUGAUUUCACAGGUAUGAAAAAUCUUAUAAAUGUAAAAAGUGUAGGAUUUUUUUAAAAUUCUUAUCCCCCACUUUGGGAAAACAUGAGAGCACACAUUAGGAGAGAUCCCAUGAGUGAAAGGGAUAUAGGAAAGCCUUUGAUUAUUCUUUGUUAUUAGGAAACAUAAUUCACACUGGAGAGGAACUGUAAAUUAUAAAUCUAGGGAAGAUGGAAAAGACUAUGUUAAUUUAUGUUACAUGUAAUAAAUCACAUUGGAGAAAUUGUGUGUGAAUGUAAAAACAGUGCUUUCAGUAAAUAUCUUACAUAUUUUUUUAAAAAUUGUGAAGUUCUAAAAGGGUUUUUUAAAUAAAAAACCUUUGUUACAAAAGGUUUUUUGUUUUGUUACAAAAGAUUUUUGAAUAAAGCCUAAAAGUGUAAAAAAUUUGGGAAAGUUUUAGAGUACAAAUCUUCACUUCCUGCAUACAAAAAAGUUGAUACUGUAAAAGAAAACCAUUUUUAUUUAAAUGAAUUGUCUCUGUGUGUCUUUUCUCAAAGUAGACCAAUAGUUUUAAAUACCAAUGAUGUUGAACAUCUUUUCACAUACUUGUCAUCCAUUUAUCUUUGGUGAAAUGAAUGUUCAAAUAUCUUUUUUUCUUAUUAGAGACUUUGGUUUGUUAUUAUGAGUUUGGUUUUCUUAAUGAACAGAUUUUUUUUGAGGUAUAAUUGCCAUGCA
This is a messenger RNA of Zalophus californianus (California sea lion), 3220 nucleotides long. Its product is annotated as zinc finger protein 891. Gene Ontology annotation, biological process: regulation of DNA-templated transcription. The transcript has 4 exons. The record is from RefSeq and is a predicted model, not a curated record. Lineage: Eukaryota; Metazoa; Chordata; Mammalia; Carnivora; Otariidae. The coding region runs from base 1 to 654 and encodes 217 amino acids.